Lolium rigidum is the source of this 1089-nucleotide messenger RNA. RefSeq names its product probable auxin efflux carrier component 8. Lineage: Eukaryota; Viridiplantae; Streptophyta; Magnoliopsida; Poales; Poaceae. Gene Ontology annotation, biological process: auxin export across the plasma membrane; auxin polar transport. Gene Ontology annotation, cellular component: endoplasmic reticulum; plasma membrane. The record is from RefSeq and is a predicted model, not a curated record. The coding region runs from base 1 to 1089 and encodes 362 amino acids. Gene Ontology annotation, molecular function: auxin efflux transmembrane transporter activity. The transcript has 6 exons.
AUGAUAUCUUGGGUUGCCAUCUACCAUGUUCUUGAAGCGACAGUACCACUGUAUGUAGCCAUGAUACUAGCCUACCUAUCCAUAAAAUGGUGGAAGUUGUUCACCCCAGAGCAGUGCUCUGGGAUCAACAAGUUCGUAGCCAAGUUCUCCAUCCCUCUUCUCUCUUUCCAGGUCAUCUCUACAAACAAUCCUUACGACAUGAACCUCAAGCUCAUAUUUGCAGACAUCCUACAGAAGUCGCUCGCCCUGCUGGGAUUCGCAGCCAUUUCCAGAGCAUGUUGCACCAAGAAGUUUGAUUGGCUGAUUACUGGUUUCUCUUUGUCGACACUGCCCAAUACAUUGAUUGUUGGUAUCCCCUUGCUGAAAGGAAUGUAUGGCGAUGAAGCUGUCAAGCUGAUAAGUCAAAUAGUUGUCCUACAGAGCCUAAUUUGGUACACACUUCUUCUCUUUCUGCUUGAAUUCCGGGCUGCUAAAGGAAUCGCUGCCACACCAUCAUCUGAAAUUUUAGCUGAGGAAGAACCGGGUACUAUAGGAACUACACAACAAACAUACCAAGAGGGCCAGUCGAAAGGUGUAACAGCAAGAUGUUCUAGGGCUUUUCGCUUUUUGUUGGUGGUUGGAAAGAAGCUAGUGAUGAAUCCAAACAUGCACGCAUGCCUGAUCGGUUUAAUUUGGGCACUAAUUAGCUUCAGGUGGCAAAUACAGUUACCCUUGAUCUUAAGCAACUCUGUAAGAAUACUCUCAGAUGGAGGGCUGGGAAUGGCAAUGUUCAGCCUAGGCCUUUUCACUGCUCUACAAACAAAAAUUAUAGCCUGCGGAACUAAGAAGAUGCUACUAUCACUUAGCAUCAGGUUCUUCCUAGGACCAGCCCUGAUGGUUAUCUCUUCCUAUGCCGUUGGGAUGCGUGGAAUCUUGCUCAAGGUGACCAUUGUGCAGGCAGCUCUACCUCAAGGAAUAGUGCCAUUUGUGUUUGCGAAGGAGUAUAAUGUGCACGCAGAUAUCCUAAGCACUGCGAUAAUUGUUGGAAUGAUGGUUGCAGUUCCUGCUGCGCUUGCUUACUACUUUGUUUUCGACCAGCCUAGAUUCUGA